GCGAGCAAUGUACGUCGAACGGAUGCGACGUGUAAAAAGUGACAGUGCUUAAUGUAAAUUGACAAUAACGUAGUCCCUCGUUAAGGAGUAGUCCAGAGUGGGUAAUGCCAGCAUGUGGUUCCGGCAUAACGGCCUGUCGUUGGGCCUUGUUGGGCCUUACGCUGUGCCUGUGCUCAGGAUGGACAUGUGCCAAAAGCGAAAAUUAUCAAAUGAGCAGCGUCUGCAAGACGAACUAUAUGCAGGACUUGUACAGGAAGAUAGACGGCGCCGUUCUGACGUCGCAGAACGAGAGAAAUCUCGAUUGCAUAAUAAUCUUUCAAACGCACAGCAUCCUCCAACGAUUUAUGCUGCGAUUCGAUCGGCUGCAACUCGAUUGCAACGAUCAUCUGUACAUCUACGACGGCGCGCACGCCGUGGGCAAUUACAAGGUCGAUCUUACCUGCAGAAACACAAUGCAGAGCGUGGGUGCCAUUUAUACACGGACUAAUUUUGUCACCCUUAAAUACGUAACCGAUGCGUGGGGUACGGAUACCAAUGGUUUCCGUCUUGUGAUCACAGCUGUUAAAGAUCCCAAACACACGUGCAAGGACUUUAGAUGCACUCUGAAAGAAUUCUGCAUCCAUACGGAUCUCGUUUGCGACGGCGUCAAUCAUUGCGGCGACGGUUCGGACGAGGCGGCUUCUACGCUGUGUGCCAACACGGAAGCCUUCACCAUUCUCGGGAUGGAUAUGACGUGGUUCGCGGUCGCCCUGGUUUCAUUGGUGCUCAGUAUGACCGGCCUGGUAACUGCAGCUGUGUUCUGCUUCUGCAGACCCCGUGCAGCAACCCCGAGGCAUCUCCAUAACGCGCACAACGCACAAGCUCAUCCACCAGUGAGCUACCCAUAUGUACGGAUCGAACGGAGCGAGCGCAGGGAUGCCAAUGGGGAUGACAACCCUAAAGGGCAGCACGGGAAUUUCGGGAACACUCGGACCCAUGGGGACCAUAGGGAACAUGGGAAUUACGGGGGCCACAACCCUUCCGCGGCCGGGAAACUGGCUGCACCCUGCGGGCCUCAGGCUCGGGCACAGCGCGGCCCGGGUCCGCCUCUACUGCCAGGUAAAGUGAGGAGCCACGGUUCGGACAGUGACAUCUCCUCCAGCCAAAAGGACGAAUGGUUUGUGUAGAGGCAGGCCUGGACCAGAGCCCGCAGGGUGAAAAAGAGCGGUGGUGCCCUCACCGCCCAAACGUAAAUGGCGAAAAAAAAAGUUCGUCAUAUCCGCCCCUGAACAUCUUCGCUUUAAUCCAGAAUCCAAAAACAUCAUGUGACGUUAAUGUGCGAGCGUAAUGAUUUGAUGCGUUAAUUAUAAGUAACUUGUCACUUUUCUUUUCUAAUAACAAAAUGGCAUAUCAAUUAGCAAUGAAAAAAAAAAUACUAUGAUUUUCCUACGCAAUUAGGAAAAUCGACAAUAAUAAUAAAAAAGCACAGAUUUUACACACGUGUGGAUAAGGUCGACAAAACUGAAAGAAAGAAAUACAAGAAAUAUAUAAUGCUCAGAAAUAUAUCACGUGAUCAAAUAAUUCCGUGAAAUCUUUCUGAAACAAAUAAAUCCGUACACCUGAAAAUAUCCAAUUUUCAAAAUUAACCACGAUUUAAGCUAGGACACUAAUGACGGCCAAAACGCGGGAAAUUUGAAACAUAGUAAAAAAAAAGUCGAAAAAUUUCUGCCAGUAGACAAGAAAACAUAUACGUGCACGUAGGCAUAUACAGAAACUAUAUGUCCAAGAGGAUUAUCGAUAUUGAGCGAAAAUGGCGGAAAUGAUGUAAAAUCGAAAAUUCACGAAUAGCUUUUUUGACGUGAAAAAAAAAAUUACAUUUUUUUUUUUUUUAAUUAAAUACCAUCCUGCAAUAUCGAAAAGAGGAUUAACAUACGUGAACGAGGUGCAUAAAACAAUUUCAAAAAAAAAAAAAGUGAAUGACAGUCAAAAUACAAAAUAAAAUGAAGUCACAUCCGUUCAUCCGUUAUCGACAACGUGUAUCUAAUUUGUUGCUUAGCCAUAGUGACGUAAGCCAAGUGUUUGAUGUAUUCUGUGAAAAAUUAGAUAACCAGUCGAAUGCGGACGCGCAUGCGCAUAUACCAAAUAAGAUGUAGUAGAAGGUGAAAUUUAAAAAAAAAGCUGAAAUCCUAAGACAAAACUAUAAGACUAUAAAGAAUUAUGCGAGCUCGAUGACGAGUAAGAUUUUAAAAAAGCCAUACAUAAAAACUAUAGCUGUACUUGUUCACGAACGCUCGAUUUUACAUUAUAACAAAAAGAAAAAAAAUUAUUUUCUUCUCUCAUUGUAAAUCAAUUCAAUUAAACAUACAUACUCAGUAUUGGUUUAGCGAUUACGAAUUUCCGCACGCGUCGUAUCUUUACUUAUUGUAAAUCGAUUGGCGGGAAUAGGAUCGACUUUCAAAUAUCUUUAUUAAAGAGGGAGAGCGAGCGAGAGAGAAAGAGAGAGAGCACGCGUGAGUGCGACAAGCGUCGCUACAGCGUACUUUGUAAAAUAUUUGUAUGUACCACUAGCCGUUCAGCUUUGUGCCGUCUCCGUAGUUAAUUAAAGCGAUUGAAUUCAUAGUAGAAAUUGUAAGGUUAGGAUUUGCUAUAGUUGAAUGAGUGCUAUUAUAAUUGACGAUUGACUGUGCGCGCUAGGAUGAUUCGAAUGCGUGAUGCAAAUGUUAUAUAUAUAAUAAUAACAACAACAACAAGAACAACAACAAUAAUAACAACAUAACCAAAAAGAUAAAAUUAUACGAACUGGAUAAACAAAGGAUGAAAAAGAAAAGGGAAACUAGCAGACAUUGACGUCAUGGCGAUUUCGAAAAUUAAAUUAUUUUUUCAUAUGCACAAUUUUAUGCAUAUGAAAAAGUGUUCCGUAUGCGAAUUAUCAUUCGAUUCUAUCCGUAUUGCCAAUUGAGAUAUUGUUAUAUGGAAAUAAUUGCGAGUUCGAAGUCAUGCGUGUCUCGUUAUCGUCUUGCCUGAGUAUUUGAAAGAGAUCUGUGAGCGAUAAGAAGGGUCAAUGAGAAUUGGUAUGAAAAAUUAAAUAUUGCGGUGGCAGGAUUGAUAGAACGAUUUGAGACUUUCGAAAACUUUGGACAUAGACGAUUGUAUCACGUAGCAUGGAAUUCUUUCGCAUCGAUGGGCGAGUAUAGUAAAGGUAUUUUCAAAAUGUAAAAAAAAUGACGAGUUUAAGAAUCCAAUUAAAAGGUGGCUAAAUUAAGGUAGAGAGAGAAUUGAGGGUGAUAGAUGAUAAUUAGGGGGAGUGGAAGGAAAGAAUAGUCAGAGUGCAUGGCCGAGGGACGUGAAGUUGCGAGAGGUUGGAAAGUGGCGCGCGAUUUGAAUUGUUUUGUAUACAGUGUGAGCUUGGUGUUUGAGAUUUGCGAUUUUUUGUUUAAUUGUAUUUUAACGAGAGUGAGAGGGAAGGAUGGCUGGGGGAUGAAAGGAGAAUUUAGAUGAAAUCCGAAAAUCCGUCGGCCGGAAUUUGGACACACUGAAGCUAGCAUCGAAACUGCCAUGUGCUAAGUGAAAAGGAGAGUAGGAAAAAUGGGGGAAAGUUAGGGGUAAAAUGCGUUGAGGCCACGAAGGGUGGAUCAGGGACGAGGCAAAGCCAACCCUGUGCUUAGGCAAUAGAUAAGACGUUAAGGGACUAAUGUCAAAGGUCAUCGCGUGAGAUUAUUUAUAUUUACUUAUUGAAUAACGAUAAUGAUAAAAUUGAUUAUCUGCGAAAGAAAUGCACGGGGACUCUGUUCGAUCGAAGAUGGCCGAUCCGUGAAUUAUAGGAAAUUGGAUGGCCGAUCGCGACUGGGAGUUUCCACUCUGACGAAGUGAAAAUAAUUUAUAAUAUUAUUCGGAGUUUUAGGGAUUAGUACGUAUAGCGAUUAGGGGUCAAUGGUAAUACGAGUAUGUAAUGCGUAUGAGAAGGCUUGACUUUUGCAAGGAUUUACGUAGGAUUUAUCACGACGCAGCGUCGGCGAGUUGGUACUGGAUUCGCGAUUGGCGAAACUAGUUACGCAUGAAAAAUUGCGAGGAUGCGUUAAUUCGUAAUAGGGCGCAUGCGCAAACUUCACCGACAAUAAAGCCAGACAGCAUGACGUCUCAAGCUUAAAAUCGUUACUUUGGCUUAUAUUUACCAGAUGGUUGGCUGACUGGCUGAUUAGGCCAGUCUUUGGUAUUUUGUAUACCUAGUAAUUGGUAUGAAUAACGUUCGCGAGACCCUUUGAAAAUAUAUUGGUCAAUUGACUGGCGUCACUUUGAUGCGUUUUAAGUAGUAUUCAUUAAUGGCGGGAAGAAUGUAUUAUUUCAAAAAAUUAUUUACUUCCAAAUGACAUUCCAAGUACCUACGCGUCGCUCGCUGUAUCUGUGCUUUAUAGAUUAAGUUUCUUGUAAAUGCUUCGUGUUGGUGUUCGUAUUUCGUGGGACGAUAUUCGAAUAUGAUUAAAUUAUUUUUAUUUUUAUUUUUUUUUUAUACUAAGUCCAGAGCUCUUCUCUGUACGCAUAAACGUUUCCCAAGUGGCGUUUCGAGUGAAUUUCCUGUCAAUUACGUUAGCAAUAAAUGCGACGCGCUCGAGUCUUUGAAUUUUUCUUGUAAAUUUGAGUCGGUCGUUUUGCGCGAUGCAAUCCAGAUUAAAAUUAUCAUGACUUACCAUGAGAGCCAUUCGUUAUGGCGGUCGGUAAAGCAGUUUGUAGGAUACAAACUGUGGAUAAUACGCCAGCGGUAGAGGUAAUGUAGUAAACUGUACCGGAAAUACCAUAAAGCCUGUAUUACAUUGAAGCAUUGAUGAAAAAACUGCCUAGGACAUAUCCCAAGAGACGUGACAUACACGUGGUCAUAUCAAUUUUUGACUUUUUUUUUCAAUUUCCAAACAAAAUUAUAACGUAACGCUUCCACAUGAUAUACAGUAGACUGAUGUUAACGAAUGAAUUUACACGAUGACUGCCUGACCAUUUUUUUAAUACCACUUUUCACUACCCUUUUUUUUUUUGAAAAAAAAUGAUAAGGAUAUCAGGAGACAUUUUUUUCCACGUGGCAACGAGGCUAUAUACUUCGUUCGACAUAACGCACUGUUGACACUCGUUGCCGAAAACAAGGUAAUCUUCGUGGGCUGGUCAAUUGUGACGAAUAAUAACCGGGAAAGAUAAUGUAAAUUUCCAGAUCGACACUUUAGACUUAUAUAGUUGACUCUCUGUAUAAUCGCAUAAGCCGGGUUUUCAAAUAUAAUAGUCAGCGUGAUUACGGAGAGUCCCGAAACCAUUGAGAUGCUUGGAUAAGUGCGAGACGCCUUCCCCUCUCGGCGCAAUAGCUUAGAAAGGAAGCUCAGGGGAAGCGAGAAUAUACGGAACGCGUUUAUAGCGAGAGUCGACUGUAAUGAUGAUUGCGUUAGUGCGUAGAGAAGAGAAUUUAUGCGAGCGAGAUUCUCCGUGUAAAUAAAUUUAAAAAAAAGAAAGAAUGCGAUAGCAAAUGCGUUGAGUAAAAAUAAGAGGGAAAAAAGGUGUCGCCUGUUAAAAUCCCAUUGAAAAAAAAGAGUACGUACAUUGAACUUUCAUUCAUAAAGAAAAAUAAUGCAAAAUGAUAUAAUAAGUGUCAGCAAAGGUGGCUAUCACGUUAUAAUGUAAAAGUAUCACUAUAAUUAAUUGACAAUUUUUCUGGAAAAAAAAAAAAAAAAAAAAAACCCGUAAACUCGAGCACUGUACACCCGAAGUGCAUUCCUUGCGCGAAAUGGAAAUGACGCAGAAUGAAUGAUAAAUAAAAAUGAUCGCAUGCGAAUGAUCGAUCAGAAAUCAGAUCCACGGCGAAAGACGCGUGCUAAUAUUAUUAUCAUUUACCAAAAUUCGAGUCAUAGAAAAAUUAUAAUAGUCAAAGUGGCACGAUAUCAGGAUUAGUCAUCAGAAUCAUUUGAUCCUAUUGAUCGAACAAUAUGCACCUACAUUCCUCUCACUACAGAGAGUAACACCUAAUCAUCAAAUGAUCAUAGGCACAAAAUUUGAAAAAUCGAUACUCCGUGCCCUUGAAGAUCAUCAGAUCGAAUGAUUAAUCGAACGAUUGAUCGAACAAUACAUAUGCACCUACAUUCCUCCCACUACAGAGAGUAACACCUAAUCAUCAAACGAUCAUAGGCACAAAAUUUGAAAAAUCGAUACUCCGUGCCCUUAAAGAUCAUCAGAUCGAAUGAUCAAUGAGAAAAUCAGAAAAACCGAAUGUCAUUUGCACGUUAAUAAAAAAUUCAUCAUGUCGACGACGAAAACGUAUUACUAGAACCUAUUGCAAAAAAAUUUUAUUAAAUUUGAAGAAAAAAAAACCAUGCGUCAUCAAGUACGAAACAGUGACAAAAAAAGAUCAUCGAAACUUUUCAUAAUUUACAAUGACCGUAGCGUAAAAAAAUUACAUAUGCAUCGCGGGUCAAAUUAAUAAAAUUUUUUUGUAAUUCGGGUAUCGAAUACGUAUAUAGGUGCUCACGUCAUUCUAGUAUUGUCAUUUCGAAAAAAAAAAAUCAUGAUGAACUGUCAUCGUAGAUAUCAUCAUACGUGUAAACAAAGUCGUAUAAGUUUACGAUAUUCAUACUAUACAUAUUACCUAUAAGAAAAUGUCCACGUGUUUCCUCAUUACCUAUGGUAGCUUUGAGAAUGAUUUCUGCUUUUUCACCCCGCGUAAUAAUUUUUCCAUCAUCGAUGACGAAAAGCAAAGUGAAAAUACGCACAAAAAAUUCAGCGAUACGACGAAUAAUUUUUUUUCUCAUUAUUUCCCUUUUUUCGAGUUGCCCCUCGAGUGAUCGAAAAAUGUAUAAAUCAUUAAAUCCUCCCGCAGGAAAUCUCAAAAUUACUUGUCGCUAAUGACGUAACCGUGGCAUUGAUGUAAACAAUAAGUAAUGGGAAACAAUACAAUAAUUUUCAUACUGUUUUUACUUUUACUACUAUGAUUACAUAUGAUUGUAAUAAUUAUUCUUAUUGUAUACUAUAUAUUUACAUACGUGCGUACAUACCAGCAUACAUAAUUAUAUACGUGCAUACGCUAUAUAGUUUAAUGAUUAGUCACUCUGCGACGGAUUCGUUAUCCUCGAUUAUUGAUAUUCAGAUUAAUGAGAGCGAGAGAGAUAGAGAAGAAAAGGAGAGAGGAUAGUGUAUACUCAUACGAGUAUGACUAUCGACUAAUGAUUCUAAUGAAAAUAACGUAUCUCGUGCGUGAAUAUAGGUGACAAAAUAUGCCGGAUGAUUUACGUGGGGAAAAAAAAAAAAACGAAUAAGAGACCAAGAUCCUCUAUCCAUAGUCAAGGUACGAGAUAGUUAAUUCAGCUGUUAACUCGUUGAUUGGCAUCACGCAAACUUAUACACAGUGACACCACAGCUUGGUAUAAAGAAAAUUUAAUUAAUUCCGCAGCCUCGUGGAUCGUUGGGUUAUUUUAUUUAACUAAAUAAUCAACACUCGAAUGACAAUUGUGCAUUUGGAAAAUAAUUACUAACAGUGUCAAAUUAUUCAAUCUUCGAUCUACUUUACCAUCCGUGCAACGUUAAAUAUGACGAGCAUGAAAAUUGCAGAAGAACGUAUCGUGGCCGAGGCUCGUUAAUCUUUACGAAUAUAAAUUGCUUUCGGUGUCGAUUAUUUAAGCUUUUAGAGGCUAGUAUCGAUUAGGGAUGGAUCGAUCUGCGUAAGAAAAAAA
Cephus cinctus (wheat stem sawfly) is the source of this 7673-nucleotide messenger RNA. RefSeq lists its product as uncharacterized. Bases 105 to 1166 code for a protein of 353 amino acids. NCBI's taxonomy places the organism in Eukaryota, Metazoa, Arthropoda, Insecta, Hymenoptera, Cephidae. Gene Ontology annotation, molecular function: protein binding. The record is from RefSeq and is a predicted model, not a curated record. The transcript has 8 exons.